GGAAACGCCGUGUUUAUUCAACUUCCUGUCAACCGAUCAUGGCAACUGCAACGACCCCGGUUGUUGGCCAAGAUCAACCGAACAAAACAGCUUCUCCACCGGUCGUGUUUGAUUUGUCUCAGCCUCCGGUCAUCGAGGGAUUUACCCCGCUGCCCAGGGCGAGGGAAGAGAACUUUAAAGACAAAUUCAUCAGGAAAACGAAAGAAAAUCCAUUCGUUCCUAUUGGCUGUUUGGGAACAGCCGGAGCAUUGAUCUAUGGCCUCGGCGCCUUCAGACGGGGCAAGACCCGACAGUCCCAGCUGCUAAUGAGAGCCCGUAUCUUCGCCCAAGGCUUCACGGUCGUUGCUAUUGUAGUGGGUGUGGCUGUGACGGCACUGAAACCCAAGCAGUGAAGAGAACACAGAGACCCUGUUUCACCACACUGACAAACGCCUUAUAUGGUCGAUGGGUGAAAUGUUAUAUGAAUAUGGAGUGAACUGAACAUUAAAUGCCAAUUGUUAGCAUUUUUUAUUUUCUUUAACCUCUUCAGACCUGAAGUUUUCCCACUGAGCAAAAACAAAAUAGCCCAGUGUAAGAUCUCAUAUUAUAGAUCGACGGGUGGCACUAUUUAUGAAAGUGUAUCGAACUGCCACACGCAUUUAAUGCCCAGUAUUUUAUUUAAAGAGCGUCCCAGAAGCCACUGUUGUGGUUAAAGCAUCUGGUUGACAGGCAUAGGACCUGUUUCUCCAUGUUGAUGACCAUUUCUUGAAACAUUACAUUGCUUCUUACCUCAGUUUUCUAUUAUGCAUGUAUGCGGACUAGUCAAGCUGCAGAAUAAUGUAUUCAAAGAUAAUGGUGAUUCAUGAUAUUAUCAAGUCUCCACCUGUAAUAAAUGUCUUAUUUCUUUAUAAAAGUUACAAUGAACGUCUGAAUUCAGAAGUUUUUCAUUGAAUUAAUUUUAUUUAUUGAAUACACAAUAAUUAUUGCAUGGUUUGCAUUGAUGCGCACACAUUUAUUUGGAAUCAGGGUGAGGGCUAAGAGAUCUAUAAAAGGGAGUUUCAUUACUAGAUAGCUUCAAUUAGUCA
Pimephales promelas (fathead minnow) is the source of this 1064-nucleotide messenger RNA. It is a transcript of the gene higd2a, whose product is annotated as HIG1 hypoxia inducible domain family, member 2A. Gene Ontology annotation, biological process: mitochondrial respirasome assembly. The record is from RefSeq and is a predicted model, not a curated record. Gene Ontology annotation, cellular component: mitochondrion. NCBI's taxonomy places the organism in Eukaryota, Metazoa, Chordata, Actinopteri, Cypriniformes, Leuciscidae.